GUCAUCAGGUGAAGCCGUGUUCUAUCAACGGUACCCAGGACACGUGUCAGAUGUGUAACCCCCACUACAACCAGUCACAGCGGACCUCCUCCUUCACCAUGGACAAGUGUACCUACUGGCCCCUGGACAAGGACUGUAACGACGGAAUAUGUCGACCAUGUGCUGACAACUAUUUCAAGGCCACCGUGGGUUACAAUUUGUGUGAGCCCAAAACGAACUGCUCUGCCCUGGGUCUGGACUAUACGUUUAUGACAGAUGCCAGGGCGGACAACAACUGUAGCGAGCCAGAGCCUGUCACCACGCCAAAACCUGUGGUCACAGAAAAGCCCACAUCUGCGGCUGUGAAUCCUAAACCUCCUAUCUCCCCCAAAGAGAAAACGGUCAGCACUACACCCUCCACCACAGCCAACGAUGACCAGGCGCUGACUGGCGCCUCAAAGGGCACCUCGGACCGGGAAGAGGAUGGCGAGAGUCACCUGUGGCCCAUCAUUGGCUCUGUGCUGUUUGUCCUGGUGGUGCUGGCGCUGAUAGCCACUGUCAUGUGCUACAGGAAAAAGAAAGGCAUGACACCUUGUGGAUGUGACUCCAACAAGAACUGCACAGACGAAGAGAAAUACUUCCCUAAUGGACCCCCAUCCAUUCAGGGUGGAGACCACCACAACAAGGUGGGUGUGGGCAAUGGAGUCAUCCCACAGCACCUGACCUCGGGGGACAAAGUCAUGAACAACAACAUCAAUGGCAGUGGUCAUCUUGCGCCGACGGCACCCCACGUCAGAGUACAACAUGGCAACAACAGCGAUGUGGCUGGGAUGUAUGCCAACAGUGGCCAGGACAAUCUGAUGUAUGCGCCAGGCAGCCCUCAGCAAAAUGUUUACUUCGCACCCUCGGUCGAAAGCAUGGCUGCUGGCGGUGGUGGCAGUGGUCGGCCUGGGAUUCUCAGGAACGGCCAAAAUGGCCGACAACAUCAUCAGAACCCUCAUCAACAGAGAGCCCGGCCAGAGCAGGCUGUGUAUGCCCAGGCGGCCUCUCACCCUCACCACGGCCGACCUGCUGACCGCUCGCUGGACAGUAUCGCCCGAGAGAAGCUGCACGUCAAUGUGGACGGGAUGGAGGCUAACCCAGACGCAGGGGAAGACGACCCAUUGUUGGUGGUCACAGACAGUCCACGGAUUGGGGGAGGAGGGGGAGCUGACGGUGGGGGCUUUCACGAGAGCCAGUUUCAAAAUAUGGCCGCCACGGCCUCGCCUGGCAACUCUCCGCCCGUCCACCCAGUUGGCGGGAUCAACUCGAUGAGGUUUAUGCCCACCAGCGGGGCUCCGGUGGGUGCUCCCAAUGUGACCUUUGUCCCCAGCAGUCGAUUAACCCCCACGGUGGCCGUGCCUUCCCCGCCCCCACCCACCACACAGGUGACUUUUGGCCCACCAGGCCGAGUGACCUUCACCCGAAGUACCUCCGUGAUCGCCAGUCCGGAGGGGGAGGUGGAGGAGGAGGAGAUUGAGGCUCUAGUGCCCAGAUUUAGUCAGCUGUUGCCAGACGCGGACGAGGUUAGUGCCUCAGGGUCAGCGAUGGCUACAAGCUCCUCGGCUGAGCCAACCAAUCCCAUUGUACGCAUGAUGCAGGACAGGGAGAUCCUGGCCCGAUCAGACUCGCCAAUGAGAGAGACCACACAGCAGCUCCGCUCGCCCUCAGAGCGCAUACUUCUACACAAUCACCACCAACAACCCGCAGCGGCCCACCACAAUGUGGGGAAUUACCGCGGCGGGCCAGUGGGACACCCAGCCCACCACCAUAACCCACAGCAACAGCGUGGGAUGGCCCAGCAUACAGCCAGAAUGCGGCCAGGCUACUCCCCCGUGCCCCCUGUCCGUCAGCCGAGCGAGCGGGAAGAUAUGCCAGAGCACUACAUCAUGGACCUGAAGGAGCAGCAGCUGGCUGAGUCGCUUCAGGCCUCCGUGCCCAAUAGCCCCGUUGCCAUGGAGACGCAGCCGAAAACUGUGCUGGACUCAGAAGGCACCCUGACCACUGCGGUCACAAACGAUGAGCGGGAAGUCUCCAAGUUGAGAGAUUUGUCCGGGGAGUCAGACCAGACCAAACUCAAGACAGAGACAAACUCUGUGCUCAAAGAUACGGGGGACACAGGGGCCAGUGCCGAUCAGAAGACGCUUCAGAAGACUGUGGACAGUGAUGUGGGAUACAAACCCACAAUGCCUGCAACCGCUGCCAGUGUAGACGGUAGCCAUGUUAUUCCGGAGAGAGGAGUUGGUUCUGUGCCGAGUGGGAGUGGUGGGAUGGGAGGAGGAGUAGGGGUUGUGGGGUCGACAUCAAACACACUGGACAGAAAACGUGCUCCAAGCGGUGGAAGCAAUUCUAGUGGACAGAGCACGUUGGAAAGACGACGCACGCCCAGUGGAGAGUUGCAGCAGCAUCGCUCGUGUCUGAAGACCUCCGGGCCGGGGGAGGAUGGGGUGGUGCUCUCAGGCCAGCAGGCCCGACGACAGAUGCAACAGCAGGCCUAUGCCAGAACUGUGUCCUUCGAGGAAGAGGAGACGCCUGCCGCGGGCGGGGGUGGGAGUGGUGGGAGGCCCAGGAUAGGCCAGAACGCUGAGUCUAGACAAAAUUCAAGUGGUUCCAGUUCCAAUUCUCAAAGUGGACGUGGCCGCGGUUCAUCCCGCUCAGUGUCAGACUCUGAGGACAAGUUUGAUCCUGUUGGUGAUUCUCCUGGAUUAUUCCGUGAGCGCGACGGGACCCAGAGCUCUGGCAGCAAGAGUUCAGUGAACAGUGAGCUGAGCGGCUCAGAGAGUAGUCACAGCAGUCCCUCCAGGGCUACCAUGUACCGGCGCAGUCAGAGCGAGAACGCCCCCAGUAGCGGCGACUCAGCCCACGUCAUGCCACGCUCAAUGUCCGAGGAGAAACCACAGAAGAUGGACAGACCCAUAGCUAAAGUCAAGC
Aplysia californica (California sea hare) is the source of this 2949-nucleotide messenger RNA. RefSeq lists its product as uncharacterized. The record is from RefSeq and is a predicted model, not a curated record. Lineage: Eukaryota; Metazoa; Mollusca; Gastropoda; Aplysiida; Aplysiidae.